Messenger RNA from Cynocephalus volans (Philippine flying lemur), 1032 nucleotides. RefSeq names its product T-cell receptor-associated transmembrane adapter 1. Bases 1 to 1032 code for a protein of 343 amino acids. The transcript is spliced from 9 exons. Lineage: Eukaryota; Metazoa; Chordata; Mammalia; Dermoptera; Cynocephalidae. The record is from RefSeq and is a predicted model, not a curated record. Gene Ontology annotation, cellular component: T cell receptor complex. Gene Ontology annotation, biological process: positive regulation of T cell receptor signaling pathway; negative regulation of receptor recycling.
AUGGAUAGUCUCGAGAAAGUAAGAAUGGAGGAACAGCAGGGUCAGUACGGGAUCUCCUUAUAUGGUUUGGAGGAGCAGGGAGGGUCACUGCAGAGCACACUCACUCACCAAAAAGUUCCAAAAAGGUCUGCAAGGACUGGCCAGGUGAUAGGGUCAACUUGCCUCGCGGGCUGUAGUUUGCCAACCCCUGCUCUAGAGUAUAGUGCAAAUGCAGCAGCGUUAAAGGUUGAAAUUGGAGAACUGUGCAGGGUCCAGACCAUGUGGAGACUUACGGGAUCAUGGCUGCUGCAGCUCCAGGUUACCAUAGCUGUGUUAGAGAAAGAGAAAGAGGAGAGGCAAGGGAAUGAAGGACUGAUUAUCCGGUUGCUGGGAGGGUUGCUUGAAGACAGGCCUCAACCUAUCAGCUCUCUUCAAGUAUUGCCUCAAUUGACGAAGUCACCUUACCAAGGACAUGACCCUUUCCAAGGGCAUGAGAGAAACUCUGGAUGCCCCUUUUUUCUCUGGGGACUUCUAGUCUUCUUGGGUUUGGCUCUGGUUAUAUCACUGAUCUUCAAUAUUUCCCACUGGGUGGAAAAGCAGCGACGAGAUAAAGUGUACAGAUACUCUGAUGACUACAUUCCCAGGGCUGAUGAAUAUUAUAUUGAAGACACACCAGUUUAUGGUAAUUUAAAUAAUAUAAGCCCAGAACCAAUGGAUGAAAAUUGCUAUGAACAAAUGAAAGCCCAACCAGAGAUAUCUGUAAAUGAGAUGCAAGAAGACAUCCCAUCUGCACAGGCAAUGGCUGAAACACAGAUGUGCUACGCAUCACUUAAUCACAGCUUUAAGGGGAAGCGCAGAAAGCCCAGGAAACAGAAUCCCUACUUGUCAGACAAGGAUGAAGAUGAGCAAUUACAUGCACUGCAUACCAGUGUGUCUAAGAGCACUUUGGUGGACCGUUUCUCACCAGAAAACCAGGCAAUAGAGGAAAACAUUCAUGACGACCCUAUCAGAUUGUUUGGAUUGAUUCGUGCUAAGAGAGAACCUGUAAGCUAG